AUGAUUCAUUAUACAAAUGACAAGGAUUCAUGUACCAUUGAGUUUGAUGGUGCUUCUAAAGGAAACCCAGGGAAGGCUGGUGCAGGAGCUGUUCUCCGUGCUUCAGACACAAGUGUCCUCUUCUAUUUACGGGAAGGUGUUGGCAUUGCCACUAACAACGUCGCAGAGUAUCGAGCUCUGAUUCUUGGUUUGAGGUCUGCUCUUGACAAAGGGUUUAAAGAUGUGCGCGUCCAAGGAGACUCAAUGCUUGUGGUUAUGCAGGUUCAAGAUGCAUGGAAAACCAAACACCCGAAAAUGGCUGAGUUGUGCAAACAGGCUAAGGAGCUCAAGAGCAAGUUCAAAACAUUCCAUAUCGAACACGUUGACAGGGAAUUGAAUUCUGAAGCUGAUAAACAAGCUAACUUUGCGAUUGGUCUGGCAUAUGGUCAAAAGCAAGUGAUUCCAGGCGGCUAG
Molecule: messenger RNA, 453 nt
Organism: Arabidopsis lyrata subsp. lyrata
Lineage: Eukaryota; Viridiplantae; Streptophyta; Magnoliopsida; Brassicales; Brassicaceae
Exons: 5
Coding region: 1-453 (150 amino acids)
Molecular function (GO): nucleic acid binding; RNA-DNA hybrid ribonuclease activity
Source: RefSeq, a predicted model, not a curated record